This is a messenger RNA of Callorhinus ursinus (northern fur seal), 2408 nucleotides long. It is a transcript of the gene DRC1, whose product is annotated as dynein regulatory complex subunit 1. The record is from RefSeq and is a predicted model, not a curated record. NCBI's taxonomy places the organism in Eukaryota, Metazoa, Chordata, Mammalia, Carnivora, Otariidae. Gene Ontology annotation, cellular component: axonemal dynein complex; axoneme. Gene Ontology annotation, biological process: axonemal dynein complex assembly; cilium-dependent cell motility; regulation of cilium movement.
GUGGUCUGGCAGGUGGUCCGGGCGGAGCUGCCUGGGGCGGGAGGCACUGUCUGUCAUGAACCCGCCGGGACCCCUGGGGGUCCUGGAGGAGAAGGAGGAGGAACACUUGUCCACCCCGAUUCUCGGGCCGUCCAUACAUUCUGACAACCCUCAGGAGCGGAUCCAGGCCCGGCGCCUCCGCAUCGCGGCGCGCCUGGAAGCCCGCAGGCGGGAAGCACUUGGAGAAUAUUUAGAUGGGAAGAAAGAGAGUGAGGAAGAUCAAAGCAAGAGCUACAAGCAGAAAGAAGAAAGCAGACUGAAAUUGGCUAAACUGCUGCUCUGUGGCACUGAGUUGGUGACAAAUAUCCAGGUGGCUACAGAUAUCCGAGAGAUCCACAGGAGAGUGGAAGAACAGGAGAUCAAGCGUCAGAGACUUGAAAAGCUGGAGAAUGAAGUCAAGACAAGCCAAGACAAAUUUGAUGAAAUCACCGCAAAGUGGGAGGAAGGCAAACAGAAGAGAAUUCCCCAGGACUUGUGGGACAUGCUCAACACCCAGCAGAUGCACUGCGCAGGGCUGAUAGAGGACAAGAACAAGCUUAUCAGCGAGUUACAGCAGGAGUUGAAAAUAAAAGAUGACCAGUAUGUGAAGGAUUUGAAGAAACAGUCAGAUGACAUCUGCCUGCUUCUAGAGCGAAUGGAAGAACAAGUGAAGCACGUCAUGAAAACCUUCCGUCAGGAGCUCAACUACAUUGAGAAAGCAUUUGAGGUAGAACGACGGGAACUGCUGACCAGUAAUAAGAAGAAAUGGGAGCAGGCCCUGCAGGCUCACAAUGCCAAAGAGCUGGAGUAUCUUAUGAACCGCAUCAAGAAAGUAGAGGACUAUGAGAAGCAGCUGAACAGGCAGAGGAUAUGGGACUGGGAAGAGUACAACAUGAUCAAGAUCAAACUGGAGCAGGAUGUGCAGGUUCUUGAGCAACAGCUUCAGCAGAUGAAAGCAACUUAUCAGCUAAACCAAGAGAAGUUGGAGUACAACUUCCAGGUGCUGAAGAAGAGGGACGAAGAGAGCACAGUGAUCAAAUCCCAGCAGAAGAGGAAGAUCAAUCGCCUGCAUGAUACCCUCAACAAUCUGAGAUCAAAAUACGCCAAACAGAUCAAGCAGUUUCAGGAGGAGAACCAGUCGCUGACCUCCGACUACAAACGCCUUGUGACGCAAUUCAAGGAGCUACAGAAAUCCAUGCGGCAUUUUGCUCUUAUUGAUGACAAGCAGUUUCGGGAGAUUUGGCUGAUGAAUGAAGAGGAGGCAAAGGAUCUGAUAAGCAGAGCCUUUGAUGUAGACAGGAUCAUUCAUACCCAUCAUCUGGGGCUCCCCUGGACGGCACCUGAUUUCUGGUUCCUGAGGAAUGUGGGACCUAUAUCUCAGCAGCCGCAGAAGUCUGCCACACAGAUAUUAGAAGAGGUGCUGAUGCAAGCAGAAGAGGAGGAGACCGAGGAGGCCGCCUCGGAAGCAGAGUCUUACCUCGACCUGCCGAAGCAAAUUUCCCCCAAAACUACCAGAAAGAUCCUGAUGCUCCUGUGUGACGAGUCGGGUUUCCUCAUAGAGAGCAAGCUGCUGAGCCUUCUCCUUCCCCUGGAGAAGAACGAAUGCUAUCUGCUGAGGUUGGACGCCAUUUUCUCAGCCCUUGGAAUUGAAAGUGAGGACGACUUGUAUAAACUGGUGAAUUUCUUCCUCAAAUACCGAGUUUAUCAUUCACCCUCCAGUCAGGAGCAAACAAGCCUGUUGUCAGCGCUGGAGCCAGGAAAGCAGCCAGACCUCGAGGGACAGAAAGAGGAAAGCCUCGUGGAAGGGGAGCCGGAAGAGAAGGAGGCCCCCCCUUCUUCCAGGCUCAUCCAUCCCAACGAUGUCCUCAAGAUUCUGGAGGCCUUUGUCAUGGGUCUAAAGAAACCCAGGGACUCUUGGGCACCAGUGAAGUUGAAGUAUGUGCGGGAUAACUCAAAGGACUCUGAGUAUUGGGAGGCCCUGACCACGGUUAUCCCUGACACCACGCAAAACCUCUGGGACGCUCUGUACACAGCCCUGGAGAAAUACCACCUCAUCCUGACCCAGAGGGCCAAGCUGCUGAUAGAAAACAACUCACUGGAGCAGCAGAACACAGAGCUCCAGAUGCUGCUUCAAAAGUAUCUAGAUUCCAAGAUAAACUCUGAACUGCAAGUUCCACCAACUCGGGUGUUCCGGGCACCCACAAAAUAGAGCUGGGCCUCGGAAGGCUGCCGUGUUAAGGUGCGUGCUGGUGCUGGUGAUGGCACGUUUCACCCGGGCACCUGCCUGGGGCCACUCUGGACUUUCCAGAGCUGCUGUGAUAGGGCCUGUCAAAAGAAGGCCGAGCGGUUACCUGUAUCCUGCCGUCAUGAUUAAAGUCUUUAAAAAGUUG